This is a messenger RNA of Medicago truncatula (barrel medic), 1174 nucleotides long. RefSeq lists its product as uncharacterized. The transcript is spliced from 5 exons. Lineage: Eukaryota; Viridiplantae; Streptophyta; Magnoliopsida; Fabales; Fabaceae. The coding region runs from base 140 to 979 and encodes 279 amino acids. The record is from RefSeq and is a predicted model, not a curated record.
CAUUUGAGUUUCAAAUAACGACACAAAGGUUUUUGAACUGCGCAAGCAAAAUAGGUUCUUCGAAUCUUCCUCUCAUAUUAUCCACAGCAUGUUACCUUAACCAACCAAACAUGUUUCAUGCUUUACUUUUAUAGCUACAAUGAUGUUGUUGCAACAAUCAAAUUUCUGUCCAAUUCCUUCUUCUCAAUUUCCCUCACUCAAACAAAGAAACCCAUUUCUUCAUCACCUACAAUUUCGUAGAAAGGAUAAAGCUUCCACCUUUAGAAUUUCUUCUCUUGCUGCUGCUGGUUUUUUCAAUGAUGUCGCUCAAAUUGCUCAUAAUAAGGUUCUGAUUGCAGCUGGAGUUUCAAUGGCAAUCGGGCAACUUUCUAAGCCAUUUACUUCUGUGUUUCUGUAUGGCAAAGAGUUUGAUAUCAAGGCUCUUAUUCAAGCUGGAGGGUUUCCAUCAUCACACUCUUCUGCAACAGUGGCUUGUGCAACAUUACUUGGCCUUGAGAGAGGCCUCUCAGAUCCCAUUUUUGGUCUUGCAGUUGUGUAUGCUGGUCUGAUUAUGUAUGAUGCUCAGGGUGUAAGAAGAGAAGUAGGGAUUCAUGCUAGGACAAUCAACAAACUACUUCUCCAAAUGCAUGUCAACCAUUUACAUUCCAAACAUAAAGAUGGUCUGAUAAACUCUCAACCUGGAUCAUCCAGUCCACCAAAAGCAGAAACUCAAGAAAAAUCCCUUUUGUUCCAAGAAACCACUUCUUUGGAACCACAACAAGCUAAUACAAAUGUAUUAGUUAAAUCAGAAAGCAUAAUAAGGCAAAGUGACGAGGAGCUACAAUCCUCUGAUUUCUUAGAAGAUGCAAAAGAAACCUCAAAGUUGGUUGCUGAUGGUCUACUGCCAUUAAAAGAAUCUGUUGGUCAUACUGAGGUUGAAGUCGUAGCUGGUGGUUUACUUGGAUUUUUGGUUGGGCUGGCUGUGUAUAAUUUGAAGUGAAAUCUUGAUUUUUUUAUGAAUUAUUUCAUAAUGUUAUACAUUAUAUUGAAUAGGUUAUAGAAAUGAAAAGUAAAGAGGGAGAUAUCAAGUCAGUUAUAGAUAGGUUUAGGGUUGUUUUCUUUGAACAAAUAUCAUGUGUAGCAUAGAGUAUUUAUUUAUUAUUAUUGAUCAAAUGGAAACAAAGUAACAAAACAA